AAAAAUCAAAAAAAUCGUGUUACUCAGGUUUUAAAAAAUCGAGGGUUUAUGUGAAAUUUUCGAAGGCUUUCUUGUGCGCAUUUCGCGAGUUUCUGCAAGGAAUCGUGAGUCGUUUUUGAAGGAGUUCGUGGCAGAACUUUACAGCAGAUCGCGGUUUCUUUGGUUCGAAGGUCGCGGGUUUUCCUGGUUAUGAGUCGCCGGUUCGUGUUUUCUGAUCGCGGAAUAUUUUCUGGCCGUAGUUUUUUUUUUGUGCGGAGUUGUUUUGUGCUGUUUAAAGGCUCUUUGACGGCGCGUUUUUACUGCGCGACGGGUUUCUCAGCCCCGCGUCGGCUCUCUGUAAACUUUGCAGAGAGUAUAGUGUUGAAGUUCUGAAUUGGAGUUUCUAGCUUAUAGAAGGGUCAUCCUUCAUUAAAGAUGGGAAAAUCAAAGAAGACACCCAAAUUUGCUAGGAUGAAAAAAAUAAUCAGCCAUAAAACAAUCCGCAGUUACAAAGAAGAGGUGCUUAAUCCAACCAAGAAGAAUACAGCGAAGGAAAAUCUGCCUAGAAACGUACCAAAUGUCUCCUCAGCACUCUUUUUUAAAUACAAUACUGCACUGGGGCCGCCAUAUCAAGUUUUGAUAGAUACCAAUUUUAUUAACUUCUCAAUCCAGAACAAGUUGGACUUAGAGAAAGCAAUGAUGGACUGCCUGUAUGCAAAAUGUACUCCUUGCAUCACAGACUGUGUGAUGGCUGAACUGGAAAAGCUAGGACAGAAGUAUCGUGUUGCGUUACGAAUUGCGAAGGAUCCUCGUUUUGAUAGGUUGCCUUGCACUCAUAAAGGCACUUAUGCAGAUGACUGCCUUGUAGAACGUGUUACCCAGCAUAAGUGCUAUAUUGUGGCCACGUGUGAUAGGGAUUUAAAACGUCGAAUUCGAAAGAUCCCUGGUGUACCUAUUAUGUACAUUACCCAACACAAAUAUUCUAUCGAACGCUUGCCAGAAGCAACAAUAGGAGGCGCACCACGAUUUUAGUGCUGAUGGUUGCCAGGAAUUAGAUGAACAAUGCACGAUUCUGUAAGGAGAGUCUCUUAUUCUUCUAUAACCUUUAUUCUCAGCAGUGCUGGUGAGUCCACCAUUUUGAUUAACCUGGUAACAAUUUCAGAAAUAUAGUUUGAAGAUGUGAACUAUAUUUUGGGGCACUUGUUCCUUUUGUAAAGCACAUUCCAAGGAAACUAGAAAAAGAGAGUCAAUUUACCUUGGCAAAACUUUAUAUCCAUCACGACUAUCCAAGCACAGGGUACUGUGGAGGGGAGUGUUCUCCAGAUAUUGAUUUUGGAGAAUUCCAAGUAACUUUAGGUGAUAGUGGAGUUAUUGAGCAAAUGUUGUAGCAGAAAAGAACCAAAUAAUUCUGGUAUCGCAAUGAAAUUGAUUUUAUUUUA
This is a messenger RNA of Cryptomeria japonica (Japanese cedar), 1418 nucleotides long. RefSeq lists its product as uncharacterized. Gene Ontology annotation, cellular component: nucleolus; small-subunit processome. The coding region runs from base 415 to 1011 and encodes 198 amino acids. The transcript is spliced from 9 exons. NCBI's taxonomy places the organism in Eukaryota, Viridiplantae, Streptophyta, Pinopsida, Cupressales, Cupressaceae. The record is from RefSeq and is a predicted model, not a curated record.